Quercus robur (English oak) is the source of this 1012-nucleotide messenger RNA. Its product is annotated as UDP-arabinopyranose mutase 1-like. Gene Ontology annotation, cellular component: Golgi apparatus; cytosol. Gene Ontology annotation, molecular function: UDP-arabinopyranose mutase activity. The transcript has 3 exons. The record is from RefSeq and is a predicted model, not a curated record. Gene Ontology annotation, biological process: UDP-L-arabinose metabolic process; plant-type cell wall biogenesis. NCBI's taxonomy places the organism in Eukaryota, Viridiplantae, Streptophyta, Magnoliopsida, Fagales, Fagaceae. The coding region runs from base 16 to 504 and encodes 162 amino acids.
CCGGUUUUCUUGGAGAUGUGGAGGCCAUUCUUGCAGCCAUACCACCUCAUCAUCAUUCAGGAUGGUGAUCCCUACAAGGUCAUCAAGGUCUUGGAUGGGUUCAAAUACGAGCUUUACAAUAAGAACAAUGUGGACCGAGUUCUAGGUCCCAAGGCUAGAUGUAUCUCCUUCAUGGGCUCUGUCUGUAGAUGCUUUGGCUUCUUGGUGUCCAAGAAGAAGUACAUCUUCACCAUUGAUGAUAAUUGCUUUGUGGCAAAGGAUCCGAGCAGGAAAGAGAUAAAUGCAUUAGCAGAACACAUACAGAACCUGCUGACACCAUCAACAUCAUUAUUCUUCAAUACCCUCUAUGAUCCAUAUGGGGAUGGAGCUGACUUCGUUCGUGGAUACCCCUUUAGCUUGAGAGAAGGAGUGUCUACUGCCAUCUCUCAUGGGCUUUGGCUCAACAUUCCUGACUAUGAUGCCCCUACUCAACUUGUCAAGCCUCGUGAGCGCAACACCAGGUGAUUUGUGACCAUUUGAAUCUAGGGGUGAAGACAGGGUUGCCAUACAUUUGGCAUAGCAAGGCAAGCAACCCAUUUGUUAAUUUGAAGAAGUAAUACAAGGGCAUAUACUUGCAGGAGGAGAUCAUUCCAUUCAUCCAGUCUAUCGUUUUCUCAAAAGUGCACAACCGUGCAGGAAUGCUAUGUUGAGCUCUCAAAGUUGGUCAAGGUAAAGCUUGGCUAUGUUAGUCAUUACUUUCAGCAGCUUGGGGAUGCCAUGCUUACCUGAAUUGAAGCCUGGGAGGAGCUCAAUCCGGCCAAAAGAAGCAUCAGCUGCUGCAGAGCCCAAAAGUUUGAAGAAGGAAGAGCCCUCUCCCAAAUCAAAGUAGACAGCAUUUAAUUCCCUCUCAUUGUUGUAGUAUUAUUUCAUUCUGCUUUACCAUCUUUUCCUUGUAAACUUUGGUUCCUAUUUCCUUAUGCUUUAUUUAUCAGUGUUGCUGGUGUAUUACUUUGUACCUCUAUGUUUUUUGAAU